CUUCACUAUUUGGUCUUGAAAUUACUUGGGCUGUGAACAUGGGUUUUACACAUGCACAUGGACUCAUCCUAGUUCUGAUAGCUGCUUCCAUGUUGGGAGGGAGCAUGGGCAGUAAGGACUGGGGCCAUAGCUCUAACUACACUGGUUGGGGCUGGGGCUGGGGCUCCCAUAAUAAUCAAACCCUGAAUCAAACAGAAGGCCCCAACAAAAUCAUUGUAGGUGGUUCAGAGAACUGGCACUACGGCUUCAACUACUCCGAAUGGGCAUUCCAGAAUGCACCCUUUUACUUCAAUGAUACUCUAGUGUUCAAGUACGACCCACCAAGCAACAACACAUUCCCUCACAGCGUCUACUUAUUUCAUGACUUUUGGAGCUACCUGAAUUGCGACUUGAAUAGAGCAAAGAUGAUUGCAAGCCCAACGCAAGGAGGCGGGGAUGGGUUCGAGUUUGUGCUUAAGAGGUGGAGAUCCCAUUACUUCGCUUGCGGUGAACGUAAUGGCGUCCAUUGUAAGGCGGGCGGCAUGAGGUUCAUGGUGGUACCACUACUCCGUUGGCACAACUAAUCCACGGAAGACGAGAAAUAAAGAAGAUCCCAUACAGCACUGCUUAAUCUCCUAGUGUCCUAUUUUACUUCGUUAACAGAAUUAAUGUACUAAUAAACAAUUAUAAUCCUUGUUUAAUCUGUUCGAACAGCUAGUUUUAUUUUUCUUUAAUUUUCUUAUGAUUACAGAAAAUAAGAUAAGGAUGCAGUGCAUGUGUUCUU
Theobroma cacao (cacao) is the source of this 763-nucleotide messenger RNA. Its product is annotated as blue copper protein 1a-like. Gene Ontology annotation, molecular function: electron transfer activity. Lineage: Eukaryota; Viridiplantae; Streptophyta; Magnoliopsida; Malvales; Malvaceae. The record is from RefSeq and is a predicted model, not a curated record.